UGCAUCUAUCAAUACGUGCUACUUCCACAAUUCACAUGGCAGAUGCAUGAAGUCAGACGACCACAGAAUGGCAAACAGCAGUCGGACAUUUUCUGACGUGAGGAACGUGAUCCUGUCUGCCCAUAAAAACACAGGGGCCCAGGAUAAGGUCGGCUUCUAUGACACCUGGGCUGAGAACUAUGAGCAGGAUGUAGCGCUGCUGGAUUACCGCGCCCCCUUGUUAGCUGCUGAGUGUGUGAGCUCAUUUUUCAGAGGUGACAGAGAGAAGGCCGCUGUCCUAGAUGUGGCCUGUGGAACAGGCCUGGUCUCUGCACAUAUGAGGAAAAUAGGAUUUCAUCACUUUGUUGGAAUAGAUGGAAGUUUGAAGAUGCUGGAGGUCGCAAAGAAAACUGGACUUUAUCAGCAGCUUACGCAAUGCCUCCUCGGUCAAGAUGAAAUUCCUGUUGAAGCUGAAACAUAUGAUAUUGUUAUAAUUGUUGGAGCUCUGAGUGUUGGACAGGUGCCUUUGACAGUCAUCAGAGAGCUCUGGGAUGUUACAAAACCAGGCGGCUAUGUGUGCAUGACUACAAGAGGGAACACUGAUAACCAGGAGUACAAGGCUGAGCUGGAGCAACUGAUCAGAGCACUCGAGGAGGAGCAGAAAUGGAGCCGUGUGACUGUAGUUGAGGUGGAGGAGUGGGAGAAGGCCGUUUCAGAACAGGACAGCGGGUACAUCCCAGGCGCCAUUUAUUUGUAUCAGAAAAGUUAAAGAAGAGCAAUCAUUGAUUUUAGGACUGCACAAGUUCAACCCAGUGACCAAAUAUUCUCAAUAAUCCAUACAGCUAUUCUUAUUCCACCACCAGGUGGUGGUAUUUUUUCAGAAAUUAUCAUUAGUAUCACUUGUUUUUAAAACAAGUUUGUUCCAAAGAGAAGCUCCUGACAAGAGAAAAGUUGAAAACAUGAUGUCUCUGUUUGUUUUGUCACCAGAUUAUUUCACCUGGCACUGGUGCACAGUGCAGUCAUUUGAAAAAAUGUAAGGUUUUUGUUCAAGUAAAGUCCAUGAACCUAAAGGAUUUUGUGAGAAAAUAUCUAAGGUGUGUGGUUACAGAUCUGCCAUUCCCCAGUUACAUCUAACCUUUCGGUUUGCCACUCCUCGAUACUCCGACCGCUAAACUUUUGAAACUGCCAUCUCCACAGGUUUCAUGUGACAAAAAUAAAGCACACAAACAGAGAGUGCGCAUUAUGAAUAAGAAUAUUUUAAGAAAAUUUCUAGUUUAAAAGGCUGUUGUUGAAAUCCAAUGUCAUGAUUUUUAUUAGUGUUAUGAUAUGUUAAAUAAACAUCAAUACCUAA
Molecule: messenger RNA, 1330 nt
Organism: Labeo rohita (rohu)
Lineage: Eukaryota; Metazoa; Chordata; Actinopteri; Cypriniformes; Cyprinidae
Gene: mettl27
Product: methyltransferase like 27
Exons: 6
Coding region: 47-748 (233 amino acids)
Molecular function (GO): S-adenosylmethionine-dependent methyltransferase activity
Source: RefSeq, a predicted model, not a curated record